Molecule: messenger RNA, 1464 nt
Organism: Chaetomium globosum CBS 148.51
Lineage: Eukaryota; Fungi; Ascomycota; Sordariomycetes; Sordariales; Chaetomiaceae
Exons: 6
Coding region: 1-1464 (487 amino acids)
Biological process (GO): anterograde axonal transport
Cellular component (GO): mitochondrion
Source: RefSeq, a predicted model, not a curated record
AUGUCUGGCAAGAACGGUCACGCCACACCCCCAGCCGAGGGCGCGACUCCUGCUGUAGAGACUAAGGACGACGCGACCAAGAAAGAUGCUGUCGAUACUGAGAUGAAGGAGGCUCCUGCCGCCGAGUCCAAGGCCGCCGUCGAGUCCAGGGCUGAGCCUGCCGCCGCUGCGGAUUCGACAAAAGAAGCUGAAAAGCCCGCCGAAGCAUCCAGCGAGAAGCCCGCCGAGCAAACCGAAGAUAACAAGUCCGACGUCGAGAUGGCAGACGCUGCUGCCCCAGUUGAACCUGCGCCGGAGGGUGCUGACGCCGGCGCAUCUGCGGGGGCAGAUCAAGCCGACCAAGCUGCCGCCGACGCUGCCGACGCCGCCAGUGGCGAUGCUGACAAGUCCAAAUCGCGACGCAAGUCAAUUGGCGGCGGCGCGGCGAAGGGCAAGAAGCUGAACAAGAAGGCCUCGAAGCCGCGCAUGCUGAACCUAGAUGCGGAGCCUGGGGACCACUACUUCGUCAAGCUCAAGGGCUUCCCUCAAUGGCCCGUCAUUAUCUGCGACGAGGACAUGCUACCGGCAUCGCUACUCAAAUCUCGGCCCGUCACGGCGAAGCGCGCCGAUGGCACCUACCGCGAGGACUACGCCGACGGGGGCAAGAACGUCGCCGACCGGACAUUCCCCGUCAUGUACCUACACACCAACGAAUUCGGCUGGGUGCCGAAUACCGAGCUGAUCAAGCUUGAUCCCGAGACGGUCCUCGACGUCAAGUUAGACAAGAUGAGGAAGACGCUGCAGGCUGCGCAUCACUUGGCGUCGGAGAACCACCCGCUGUCAUACUACAAGGAGGUCCUCCAAAACUACCAGGAAGAGCUUAUCGAGCAGGAGAAGGCCAAGGCGGCCAAGGCGGCUACACCGAAGGGCAAGAAGUCUAAGGCUCUCAGCGAGGAUGACGACGAUGUGGAUAUGGAGGAUGCACCCGAUGUUGACGAGACGCCGGCCAAGGACAAGAAGGCUAAAAAGAGGAAGGCUGAGGACAGCGCCGAGACACCGCGGCGUUCCGACUCGGUCAAAAAGCCCAAGAUCAAGCUCACAACGAGCGCCACGCCCAAGACAGCUAACGGUGCGACGGCCACUCCGAAAUCGACCAAGGCGACCGACGCCAAGAGCUCAAAGUCCAAGUCGAAGAAGAAGGAUGCAGAUGAUAAGGACGCCGAGGAGGCGGCGGCAGCCAAGGAGACAGAACAACUCUCGGCUGAGGAUAAGCACACCAGGAAGUCGGUGCUCAAGGCAAUCUUGAAGCUGGAGACAUUUCUGAAGAGGGACGAGUUCAAGUCUCAGCCGCGCUCGCAGGUCUUGCUGGAUAAGUGGAACAAGCUGCUGGCUGUCGACGGGACACCGACAGCGCCCGCCGCCGAGCAUCUUCCGCUCACCCAUCCCAAGGACAAGGCUGCCGAAGCUGUCGAGGCGUCCGCAUAG